Chaetomium globosum CBS 148.51 is the source of this 1428-nucleotide messenger RNA. RefSeq lists its product as uncharacterized. NCBI's taxonomy places the organism in Eukaryota, Fungi, Ascomycota, Sordariomycetes, Sordariales, Chaetomiaceae. Bases 1 to 1428 code for a protein of 475 amino acids. Gene Ontology annotation, molecular function: metallodipeptidase activity. The transcript has a single exon. The record is from RefSeq and is a predicted model, not a curated record. Gene Ontology annotation, biological process: proteolysis.
AUGGCACCUCAACUCGACGGAUAUUUCCAGAAGGUGGACGCCUUGUCCGACGCCUUCAUCGAGCGUUUGCGUGAGGCCGUCGCCAUCCCUUCCAUCUCCUCCGAGGCUGCUCGCCGCCCCGAUGUCGUCCGCAUGGGCCACUGGCUGGCUGACCAACUGACCAAGCUCGGCGCGUCUGCUGAGCUGCGGGAGCUCGGAAAGCAGGAGGGCACCGACCUCGACCUCCCCCCCGUCGUCCUCGCCCGGUACGGCAACGACAAGAACAAGCGGACGAUUCUGGUCUAUGGCCACUACGAUGUACAGCCGGCCGAGAAGAGCGACGGGUGGGACACGGAGCCGUUUGACCUAACCAUCAAGGAGGAUGGGCGCAUGUGCGGCCGUGGUUCGACCGACGACAAGGGGCCCGUCCUAGGCUGGCUCAACGCCAUCGAGGCCCACAAGGCUGCCGGCAUCGAGUUCCCUGUGAACCUACUCAUGUGCUUCGAGGGCAUGGAGGAGUACGGAUCAGACGGCCUGGACGAUCUCAUCAACGCCGAGGGAAAGAAGUACUUUGCCGAUGCCGAUGCCGUUUGCAUCAGCGACAACUACUGGCUCGGCACCGAGAAGCCGUGCCUGACGUAUGGUCUGCGUGGGUGCAACUACUACAGCAUCGAGGUAUCGGGUCCUGGCGCGGACCUCCACAGCGGUGUUUUCGGUGGCACCGCGCAGGAACCCAUGACAGACUUGGUGCGCGUCAUGGCGUCGCUGGUCGAUACCGACGGCAAGAUCCUGAUCCCGGGUAUCGUCGAGCAGGUUGCCCCCAUCACUGCGGAGGAGCACGGUCUUUAUGACAACAUUGCCUUCACCAUGGAAACUCUCCACGACUCGCUCGGUAGCAAGACGACCAUCUUCGAGGACAAGAAGUCGACCCUAAUGGCUCGGUGGCGGAACCCCUCGCUCUCGCUGCACGGCAUUGAGGGUGCCUUCUCGGCCCCUGGCGCCAAGACGGUCAUUCCGGCCAAGGUCACUGGCAAGUUCUCGAUCCGGACGGUGCCCAACAUGGAGAUCGACAAGACCAACGAUUUGGUGUGCCGCUACGUGGAGGACGUUUUCAAGAAGCUCGGUUCCAAGAACACCUUGAAGGUAUGGCCCCAGCACACCGGUAACUGGUGGGUCGCCAGCCCCAAUCACUGGAACUUCGCCGCCGCGGCCAAGGCGACCGAGCGCGUCUGGGGCGUCAAGCCCGACUUCACUCGCGAAGGUGGCAGUAUCCCUGUGACCCUGACCUUUGAGCAAGCCACGGGCAAGAACGUGCUGCUCUUGCCGAUGGGCAGCUCCACGGACGGUGCCCACUCGAUCAACGAGAAGCUGGACAAGCGCAACUACAUCGAGGGCAUCAAGCUUCUGGGCGCCUACCUGCACUAUGUUGCUGAGGAGCCCAUCAACUAA